Messenger RNA from Chenopodium quinoa (quinoa), 1938 nucleotides. Its product is annotated as two-component response regulator ARR17-like. The record is from RefSeq and is a predicted model, not a curated record. Bases 845 to 1657 code for a protein of 270 amino acids. Gene Ontology annotation, biological process: phosphorelay signal transduction system; cytokinin-activated signaling pathway. The transcript is spliced from 5 exons. NCBI's taxonomy places the organism in Eukaryota, Viridiplantae, Streptophyta, Magnoliopsida, Caryophyllales, Amaranthaceae.
AACUACAUUAGUUCUGUUACAAGUUGGAAAAAAUAAAUAAAUAAGUAAAUAAAAAAAAUAAAAAUAAAAAUAAAAAUGGUUUGCUGGAAAGACUUGAUCAAAAAUGGGAAAGAACAUAUCAAUAAAAAUUAAACCAACCAAAAUGUCUUUGCUAUUACUUCUGGAAACCUGCAAGAAAUCCCCUUCUUCCAUAAAACCUCACUGUGUCCCCUAUUCUUUACAUUUCCAAUGUCGUAAUUUCAUGACUCGUCUACUUACUUGACUCGCUACUCUAACUUAAUCACUCUCUCUCUUUUGCAGCCUUUUCAUACCCAUAUACGACCUGACGGCGCUUCCCCUCUCUCUCUCCUUUGACCUUUAGUCAACACGCUACCGCCAUUUUCUCUUAUAAAUUUUAAAGAAAAUUAAAAAGGGUACAGUACCACAGUAAAAAAAAAAUUAAAAUAAAAAAAAUACUGAAAAAAGCAAAGUGGAUUUCAGAAUCUGGGUACCAGCCAAUUUUAAUAAAGUGCCAAGAUUUCCUCCCCAGAUUUUCAUUUUUUUUCAAAGGACACACAAAAAUUAAAAUUUUAUUAAAAUUAAAUUAAAUAAAUAAAUGAAAUUCCACCUUAGUAUAAAAAUUCCCCCCACUUCUUCUCUUACCUCAUUCAUUCCCUUUCUUUCUACCUUUUCUCCUUCAUCUUCUUCCCCUCACCUUAAAAAAUUUAUUAAAAUUAUAAAUUCUCAAAAAUAAAGAUAAAUUAAAUUUAAAAACCACACAAAUUCACUUUCCUUUUUGCUCAACAAAAGUUUCCUGAAAUUAAAAUAAAUAAAAGCAAUUAUACACCGAGAGAUUCGUAUAAAGAUGAUGAAUAUGGCUCGGAACGGCGUCGUUUCGAACCGGCGAUGGAAGUCGGAAUCAGGAAUUGAUCUUCUAGAUUCUCAAACUGAAGCUCAUGUUUUAGCUGUCGAUGACAGUCUCAUUGAUCGUAAAGUUAUUGAAAGAUUACUCAAAACUACGUCGUGUAAAGUUACAGCGGUUGAUAGUGGAAUGCGAGCUUUGCAGUAUCUUGGAUUGGUUGAAGAUCAAAGAAGUUCCGUUGUUGAUGGGUUGAAGGUUGAUUUGAUUAUAACUGAUUACUGUAUGCCUGGAAUGACGGGGUAUGAACUUCUCAAGAAAAUCAAGCAGGAAUCAUCAACUUUCAAGGAAACCCCGGUUGUUAUAAUGUCAUCCGAAAACGUUCUGGCGCGAAUCGAUAGAUGUUUGGAGGAAGGAGCAGAGGAUUUCAUACUAAAACCAGUGAAAUUAUCCGAUGUAAAACGAAUUAAAAACUACAUGACCAAAGAAGAAGGAUCCAACGGCCGAGAAAGUGGGAUAAACAAGAGGAAAGAAAGGGACGGUUCAGAUCAAUCCUCAGAAUCACAAUCACCUCCUUUAUCAAGAUCUACAUCGUCCGAUUCAUCAACGUCAUCGUCGUCGUCUUCAUCGUCGGAUUCUCCAUCAACACCUCCCUCUUCAUGUGAACCGUUGGAUUCACCCAUAUCACCAUCGUCACCUUCUGGACCGUUGGAUUGUCUUACUCCAUCUUCACCUUCUCCUGAACCAUCUCAGCCGUUGGAUUCUCCAACUAGACGGCUUAAGAUGACCCCGUCUGACCUGGCAGGGCCCACUUCUUGAUCACUUGGUCCGGUUCAGGUUGGGUUUUUUAUUAAAAAAAAUUUCGAAAAAGCCGUCCAAUUAAUGUCUUUUUUUUUUUGCCAGCAUUUUGCAAUUUACGGGGUACAUCUAACGUUUUUUAUUUUUUUUUUUUUUUUUUUAUUUUUGUAUUUUCGAUUUUUUUUUUUUUUAAAUUUUUUUUGGGAUAUUUCAUGGAAAAUUACAGGAUACUUGUUAAAUUAGCUUAUAUCCCUUUAAUUUCCACUGUAAAUUAAUGGAACCACCUAUUUUGUUUUUUGUUU